UUCGCGCAUGAACGACCUCCGUGACGCGUGCAUAUGUCCGCUCGCUGUCGUGUCGCGGUGUUGCAUUAGGCCUUCCUUUCAUUAAGGAGCCAAGGCAAGAUUGAGUCAUGAGUAGCAACAGCAGUAAGACGAAGAAUCCGAGCAAGGCUAAAAGUCGGCCGUCAGCCACUGUACGCCGGAACUCACCAGCAAGCAGUCGCCCAAGCAGCAGGCCUGGCGGAAGUCGAGGGGGAAAUGGCAGCAGGUCAGGAACUCCCAAACCAAAGGGGGGUGGCAGCGGCCGGUCAACGCCCAGCAGCAACCGGCCAGCGGGAUCUACGGCCAAAGUGAACCCAGCCACACAACGGAAGGAGGACCCACUACCAGAGCUGGAGAAUCACUUCAUACUCCGUAUGCCUGAGCAUGCAGUUGGUGACAUGAGGAAGAUUAUUAACACUGGCAGUCAAAUUCUGAAGGACAAACUUGCCAUUGAAAUGAUGGGUGACAUGCGCCAUGGAACAGUCAAGUUUAACGAUGAAGUGUAUUCAGCCAAACUCAUGGACUUGCCCAGCAUCAUGGAAUCUCACAAGACCAUUGACAAGAAAACCUUCUGGAAAACGGCAGACAUUUGUCAGAUGCUCGUAUGCAGCACCGAGGAGCAAGCCAUAGAGACAGAAAUGAAAGAGAAAGAACUGGAAGAGAAAGGAUUGAAGAGGCCGGAUCGGGUUGAUAAGAAAUUCAUGUACAACCAUGGAAUCACGCCCCCGCUGAAGAAUGUUCGAAAGAGAAGAUUCAGAAAGACAGCCAAGAAAAAGUAUAUUGAGGCUCCUGAUGUGGAGGAAGAGGUCAAAAGGUUACUGCGCAUGGACAGCACAGCCAUCAAGAUUCGAUGGGAGGUGCUAGCAGAGGAAGACAUCAAAGAUGAGAAUCGUAAUGAAAAUAUGCCGGGUGUAUCUCAUGGCUCGGCCGAGGGAGAUGACUUAACCCGCAUCUUUGGUGACGUGAGCAGCUCGGAGGACGAAGACGAGGACAUCAACAUCUUAGACAUGGACGAGGACACCAGGGACUCGGGGAUGAUGGGGGAGGAGCCGGUGGAGAUGGAGGAGGAGGUGGAAGAUGAGUUGGAGGAUGAAGAUUCCAAGAUGGGCAUGGAGGAGAGUGAACAGCCAAAUGAGUUUGUGAAUCGAUUGGAUGAGUUGCGCAAGGAGUUGUCCGAGUUGGAGGAGAAACAGCGAGCCUUGGAGGAAUCCAUCAGCACAGUGGAUAACAUGCUACUCAAGGAUCGAUUCCAGUCUCAGCUGAACAGUGUUCUGGAAGAUAUCAAGAUCAGACAGAAAGAGGUGGAAACACUAGAAGUUCUGAUUGGUGACGGCUGAUGCAUCGUUAUUGGUGUCAUGGACUGUCCAAAACACACCUUGCACACCUCCAUUGGAAUCCAAGGUCCUGCAUGUGCUUCAUACCUUGAUGGGAUGCUGAAAGCAACUUGUUUAUUGCGUUCAGAACGAGUCAAGUUAGCAUUGUGAGGAAGUGGGCGGGUUUUCAAUGUCUUACAACACACCUGUGACACAAGUCGUCCCACUAAACACACGGGUCAUUUUGUCCUUAUUGACACAUUUAAAAUGGCCAACAAUCCUGCUGAUUUUUAAGUCCUGUUGAAGAAAUCUGCUCCAAAAUUGGGGAAAAUGAAAGGAAAAUCAUACAGAAAGCAGUUGAGGAUUUGAAUCUAACUUGCUAGAGUCCUCUUUACUCCCAUCAGUUUUGUGCAUCCGAAAAAAUUCUCACUGCUCUUUGCAAACUCUUAAAAACUUGAGAAUAUUAGGUACAGUGAGAGUCAAGAAACUACCGCAGUCGCCCAACACGAUUCAGGCUUUUCAAGGAGACAUACACCGUUCUCUAACAGUCGUGGAAAAGGCAUCAUUAAAAAUUACUCCUUUACGGAAUUAUACAUACACGUAUGCUGUACAGUUGUAUACUGCUUACAGAAAGUUGUAUUAAACUGUCAUGACACUGCAUGGUU
Messenger RNA from Acanthaster planci (crown-of-thorns starfish), 1996 nucleotides. It is a transcript of the gene taf7, whose product is annotated as TATA-box binding protein associated factor 7. Gene Ontology annotation, molecular function: RNA polymerase II general transcription initiation factor activity. Gene Ontology annotation, cellular component: transcription factor TFIID complex. The record is from RefSeq and is a predicted model, not a curated record. Gene Ontology annotation, biological process: transcription initiation at RNA polymerase II promoter; RNA polymerase II preinitiation complex assembly. NCBI's taxonomy places the organism in Eukaryota, Metazoa, Echinodermata, Asteroidea, Valvatida, Acanthasteridae.